AUGGAGGCCCAGCGAGCGCUGCUGGACUCGCUCAUGGGCUUCAACCGCGACGGCGACCGGCCCGACGACGACCCGCAGCUCGACUUCCGCCACCCGCGGGUCUGCAAGCCCUUCCUCUGCGGCCUGUGUCCGCGCGAGCUGUUCCAGAACACGCGCCUGGACGCGGGCGCGUGCCAGUUGAUCCACUCGCCCAGCAUCCGCGCGGCCUACGAGCAGGAGGCCACGCGGGACUUCGGCUACGAGCGCGCGCUGGCCACCGAGCUGUCCCGGCUGCUGGCCGACGUGGAGCGCAAGAUCGCCAAGGCGCAGCGCCGCUUGGACGAGGACAACGGGGACACUUGUCCGGACAGAGCGCGGCUGCUGGAGCUCACGCAGGAGCUGCAGGACGCCGCAGCGCAGGCCGCGCAGCGUGCGCGCGACGGAGACGCCGACGCGUCGCUGCAGCUCGUGGAGAAGGCGGAGCUGCUCAAGCGCAAGCGGCGCGAGCUGCUGCGGCAGACGCAGACGAAAGGCGCCAAGGACGGCGGCGCCCCGGACGUCAUCGACCAGAAGCUGCGCGUCUGCGACGUGUGCGGCGCCUUCCUGAGCAUCUUCGACAGCGAGCGGCGGCUGGCCGACCACUUUGGGGGCAAAGUGCAUGUGGGGUAC
Molecule: messenger RNA, 648 nt
Organism: Phytophthora sojae
Lineage: Eukaryota; Oomycota; Peronosporomycetes; Peronosporales; Peronosporaceae
Exons: 1
Biological process (GO): mRNA splice site recognition
Cellular component (GO): U1 snRNP; U2-type prespliceosome
Molecular function (GO): mRNA binding
Source: RefSeq, a predicted model, not a curated record